This is a messenger RNA of Daldinia caldariorum, 1740 nucleotides long. RefSeq lists its product as uncharacterized. The record is from RefSeq and is a predicted model, not a curated record. Lineage: Eukaryota; Fungi; Ascomycota; Sordariomycetes; Xylariales; Hypoxylaceae. The transcript is spliced from 2 exons. Bases 1 to 1740 code for a protein of 579 amino acids.
AUGUCAGCAAAAAUCCCUAGCUCCUCGGAACUAAGGCCUUCACGCCUUACCUUCGGCGUCGAAAUGGAAUUUGUGGUGCCUUGGCUGUACAAGAGCAAGGAUGGCCCGCUGGCAACAUCAAAGGACAUAAUUUAUGAUAGGAUCAAGGACCUCUUCGAAAGACACAACCUCCCGACCAAAGUCAAGACCUAUAAGUACAAAUCCAAUUUCGACAAGAGACUGCUCAGCAGAUAUGACCACUGGGGAGUUGAAAACGACAUAACUGUCUUUGAACCCAGUGACGAGCCAGCCUUCGAGUGGGUUGAUGACUUUGAAUGGGUCGGUGUCGAGAUUCAGAGUCCUGUCGAGCCCGACGUUCCCGUUGCUUUCGAUGUUCUUGACUACGGCCGACAACUUCUCGCGAGUACGUAUAGGUGCCGCGUUAACCAUUCCUGUGGGCUUCAUGUUCACGUCGGAAACGGUAGCGAGCGCUUCCCGCUCGAAUCUAUGCGGCGUAUCGCCUCCUUGGUUUUCGCUACGGAGCAUCUACUCAUCACGCUCAACCACCCCUGGCGGACGGCAAACCUGAACGCUCGGACGCUGCGGGACAGAAGCAACUUGGCGCAUAAGUUAGCUGGCAACGAAAUGAGCUCCGGUCCAAAUCAUAAGUGUAAACAUGCGCAUACGGACUGCGUCCGGUAUUAUGCUACAGACGUCCGGCAUGGAGAGCAGCCUAUCUCCUGGAGGGAGCAGCAUAGAGACCCGAAGUUCGUGGAUGCCUUCGAGCAGGUUAGAAAAAGUGGCUUCGAGCCCUUUCAGCCGGUUGUGGAUGAAACCACUCCCAGCUCUCCUGUUAGCAAGGCAAGCAGUGUCAGUGGGACACAAUCUAGCGAGUCGACACCGGGGAGUGAGGAAGACGCAAAAUCGGAGGAAGGUACACAGUCCAGUGAGUCAAGCCCGGGAAAUAAGGAAGAAGAGAAAGAAGAGAAGUCCGAGGAAGAGACACAGUCCAGUACGUCGAGUCUGUCGAGCAAGUCGAGCAAGGGAGAAGGAUCCGGGGAAGAGAGUCCUAAGGAGGGAUCUCAGAGCAAGAAAACCCUCAACGGAAGUCAGAAACAGAAACAAGUUGAUGAUCCGUUCAAGCACUCCAACAAGCCUUUCCCCACACGAAGUAUCCCACGGAUCAAACUGCCGCGCUACACCACCGAGCAGCUCAUCGAGUUCCACGACAAGCUCGAGGAGUUCGGCGCCGACGGCCUCUUGUUCGAGGGCGAAAACGCGCACCGGUCGCCGGACCCGGGGGUGUUCGCGGCGGUGGAGGAGAUCUACCAGGCGCCGAGCUCGUGCGCGAUCGCGCACCUGAUGUUCCCGUGGGGCGCGUCGCGGGUGAACUUCCAGCACUACGCGUGCGACUCGUUCGACCGGGCGGACCUCGGGCGGACGAUCGAGUUCCGCGGGGCGGAGGGCAGCCUGGGCCCGUGGGUGGUGACGUGGGCGAAGAUCUGCGUGGGGCUCGUCCGGUUCGCCGUCCGCUCCCCGCCGUCCGAGUUUGUCCGCGUCCUCGAGAACUGCCAGCGCGCGGAGGAGCGCGACGGCGCGUACGACUGCAUCGACUUGCUUAAUGAUCUGGGGCUGUUCGCCGAGGCGGUGGUCGCCGCCCGCAGGAUCGCGGAGAAUAAGGACGAUUGGGGCCUUGAGUACGUGGAAGAGGAACCGAAGCCGAAGUCGGAGCCGGAGCCGGAAGAGAAGGCGGAAGCGUAG